Molecule: messenger RNA, 873 nt
Organism: Sinocyclocheilus grahami
Lineage: Eukaryota; Metazoa; Chordata; Actinopteri; Cypriniformes; Cyprinidae
Product: mitochondrial import inner membrane translocase subunit Tim23-like
Exons: 5
Coding region: 160-495 (111 amino acids)
Biological process (GO): protein import into mitochondrial matrix
Cellular component (GO): TIM23 mitochondrial import inner membrane translocase complex
Molecular function (GO): transmembrane protein transporter activity
Source: RefSeq, a predicted model, not a curated record
GACAUUAUUAUGAUGCUUGUCUUGCUUUCUUAGGACACUGAUGAGUUUAUCUUGCCAACUGGGGCAAAUAAAACCCGUGGUCGCUUUGAGCUGGCCUUCUUCACCAUCGGGGGAUGCUGUAUAACAGGCGCUGCUUUUGGGACACUUAAUGGUCUCCGUAUGGGCCUGACAGAAACUAGAGAUAUGCCAUGGUCAAAACCCAGAAAUGUCCAAAUUUUGAACAUGGUCACACGACAAGGCGCAUCAUGGGCCAACACACUAGGAUCUGUGGCUCUUUUGUAUAGUGUUUUCGGUGUGGCCAUUGAGAAGGCUAGGGGCGCAGAGGAUGACCUCAACACAGUGGCAGCCGGAACGUUAACAGGGAUGCUUUUUAAAUCCACAACUGGACUCAAAGGAGCUGCCAGAGGAGGUCUCGUUGGUUUAGCCAUGUCAGGCCUGUAUGCUCUUUACAGCAACUGGGAUCACCUGAAGGGGACAUCGCCUUCACAUUACUGAGGAUGACUGAGAGCUCAAACCAUGGACUUAUUUUGACUCUGAGCCCAUUUUUAAUUUUAUGACCCCCUUUUGGAGAUGCAUCCAUUUCUUCUUUAUGAAACCCGUGGACCACCACACAUGCACAGACUUCUUCAGUUACAUUAAGUGUAAUAUUUAAAUGGAAGAGCCAGACUGCCUCCAGAUUACUUGGUGUGGACUAAGUAGCUGUGAAUUUGCUGGUACUGUACAUGUCUUUUUUUGGUGUAAGUUGCAGGAACUCUGUAUCCUUUAAUCAUGGUUUUAUCUGUUCUCAUUGUGGAUUGAUGCAUUUUGUCAGUGCAGACUAAACUGGCUGCUUCCUCUCUGAAACUGUAAAAAAUAAAAUACAAGUUUCCACUG